Messenger RNA from Ricinus communis (castor bean), 901 nucleotides. RefSeq lists its product as uncharacterized. The transcript has 4 exons. Lineage: Eukaryota; Viridiplantae; Streptophyta; Magnoliopsida; Malpighiales; Euphorbiaceae. The record is from RefSeq and is a predicted model, not a curated record. Bases 193 to 528 code for a protein of 111 amino acids.
UUCCAAAAGACAAGUGGAAGGAAAAUGCAGCGUCGAAUUAGUCGCUAACAUGUAAGACACUGAUAGAGUUUCCAGUGAUUUUAUACUCUUGAAAAAAUUUGACAACGAAACCAAUUUAGAAGACAACGAGCACCAUUGCAGAUGCCGCUCUUAUUAGUCAGAUUAUUGUGCGAAAGCUGCUGGAUUUAAAGAAUGUCGAGGCCAUGGGUACUGGUAUUUAUGGUAAUGUUAAUUGUAUUCACAUCUCAAUUUGAAUGGAAGCAGCAAUUUGGGACUGAGAUUGAAGCCACUCCAACUACUAUUUCAAGGACGGACCAAUUUCAUUCCAGAAGAGAAGAAACUGUUAAAGAAAAGAUUAUCCUCUCUCAAGAAAAGAAUAUUCAGAAACUUAAUGAGCUGGUCCGGAGUCUUCAGGAACAGUUGAUACAAUGCAGAAGUGAAAAUUAUGUUGCCAAUGGCACUGCAAUGCCUGUGAAUGAAGCUGAACACUUGAAUGAGCUGGAGCAGCAACCGAUCUUGGAGGACUAGACAUGGAUAAUGCACAUUUAACAAAAAAAAUGCUUGCAGGUUGUAGAUAUUUUCUGCUUUGGAGUAGAAACUGAUGAGCCAAUACUACUUCAAAGAUCUUUGUGCAUGUGGCAUUGUUGAUCUCUGUUUCGCUAGGUCUCAAGCAACUGAGACUUUAAAUUAUACAUCUGUCAAUCCUAUUACAAUGGUUGUGGUUUCUGGUCUAUCUGAUUUCACAUUCUCACUACCAAAUGGCAUGGCCUUUCUUCUGAACUGGUCUACUGCGCAUGUCCAAUUGUUUCUGUUCAAAUUUACUUAACCCUUCAUUUUACCUUAAAAUUCUGUUGUAUAAGGAUGUGCAGACAUAGAAAUGAAAUUCUUACAGUUCAAAUUA